Closterium sp. NIES-65 is the source of this 2214-nucleotide messenger RNA. Lineage: Eukaryota; Viridiplantae; Streptophyta; Zygnematophyceae; Desmidiales; Closteriaceae. The record is from the annotation of a GenBank genome assembly.
AUGACGACGACCGGCGGAACUAGAUUCCUCCCUCUGGCCUUGCUCCUCCUCGCGCUUACGAGUCAAUUAACAGCGCACGCUAGAGUCCAACCCGCGCCGAAGGAGACCCUGGCGGAGAAAGCCGCGCGGUUGCGCGCAGCAGCGGACAAGGCAGCAGCCGCAUUGGACGCCGCGCAGUCCGCCGUGGCCGCGCGGCUUGAGGCGGAGCAGGCAGCGGCCGCGGAGGUCGAUGCGGCGCAAGUGGCGGCGCAAGACGCGGCGGCGGCAUGGAGCACGGCGAAGAAGACGUCGGACGCGAAGAAAGUUUCCGCCGCUAACUCACGAAAGAGCGCGAAUGCCGCUAAGGCGAGCCUCGCUCCGAUGAAGAAGAGGGUGGAUUCUUAUACCGCCGCGCAGAACAAUGUCAAGACUGCCGAGAAGAACCUUGCAGACGCGACGACGAAGCGCCAGAACGCGGAGGCCGCAGCCGCCGCGCAGCAUAACGUUGCGAGCAGCGCUUCCGCCGCCGCCACGGGCCUGAGCGCGCGGAGUCCUGCUGGGCAGAGGGCGGCGAAGGAGCAGAAGAAAGCUGCGGAGCUUCAAAAGAACGUUCAAUCCGCGUCGAAGGAGGAGAGCAAGGCGUCUGCUGCGCUGACCAAGGCGCAAAGCGCCCUUGCAAGCGCCACGCUGACCCCGCAGGAGAAGGCGACGCUCGAUGCGGCAAACGCAGCGGACGCUGCGGCGGCGCAAGCGGAAGCCAACGCGAGGGUGGCGGAUGCAGAGACAAAAGCGGCGGAGCAGGGCGUGAAGGCGGCCGCGGAGAAGGUUACCCGCGCAAAGAACAAGCGCGCCAAGGCGCAAUCUCUCCGCGUAGCCGCGGAGAAAGUGGCGGAGAAGGCGUCCGCGGAGGCGCAGGCAGCGGAGGAACUGGCGUUGGCGGCGGAGCAAGAGUGGGAGGCUUCGCAGACGCCCGCGCAGGGAUCAGACCCCGCGCCUGGGUCGGACCCCGCACCUGGUUCGGACCCUUCCCCGCCUGGCGGCGACUAUGGUGGCGAUGCCGUAAGGUACGGCCGCUACGGAGCUCGUAAAUACGAGACGCCCCUAGAGAAAGCCGUGCGGCUCCGCGCGAUCGCCGACCAAAAGGCGGCGCAGCUCGACGCGGCGGAGCAAAUCGCGUCGCUGCUGCAGCAGCAGGAAGCCGACGCGCAGGAUAAUCUCGACGCGGCGAAGACCGAUGCGCAAGCGAUGGCGGCGUCGUGGGCGCAGGCGCGAACCGCGCUCGACAGCGCCAAGGCGGUGGCAGUGAGCGCGCGCAAGGCCGCCACAGCCGCGCGGAAGACUGCGCCGGCGAAGAAGCGGUACGAGGGUUACUCCAAGGCGCAGGCGGCGGUAGCGGAGGCGGAGCGGAAAUACAACGAGGCGAAGCAGAAGCGCGAGCAGGCCGACGCGGCUUAUGCCGCCCAGCAAGAUAUUCUGAAUCAGCUACAGCCGUCGAGCUACGGUACGCAGGCGGGAUACGCGCAGGCGUAUGGCGGCUCGCCGUCGUAUGCUAAGGAGCAAAAGAAGGCGAAAGAAUUGAAGAAGAAAGCCGACGAAGCGGCGAAGGAAGAAGCGAAAGCGGCGGCGAAAUUAGCGGCGGCAAGGGCGGCGGCGGCGUCGCCGAGCGCGACGCCGACGCCGGAGGAGCAAGCACAAUUCGAGUCGAUUCAGGCGGCGGAAGCGCUGGCGGCGCAGGCCGACGCGCAGGUGAACGUAGCAGAGCUGGAGUUCAAGGAGGCGACUCGUAGCAUGAAAACAGCCGCGGCGCAGGUGAGCGCGGCGAAGGAGCAGCUCAAGGCGGUAACCAAGAAGCGCGAAGCCGCGGAUAAGCGCGUGGAGCGGCUGGCGGCGGAGGCGCAGAAGGCGGACGAAGACGCGAUGGUGGCGGAGGAGGAGGCGGGGAUAAGCGCGCCUGGGUCGGAAGAAUCGCCGGGAGACGACGACGAUUAUGAAGACGAGGAGGAUGAGAACGAGGAUGGGGAUUCAGAGGAGGGUGAGCAUGCGGGGGCGAACGAGUGGAAAGGGUUGGACUCCUCCGCAGGUGCUACUGUAGCGCCGAACAGGGUGGGCCAGCCGUUGAUGGUGCGAGAUCUGCCUGUGCAAACAACGAGUCUGCCUGUAGAGGAUACUGCUGCCCAGAUGCCGCAAGCAGGGCCGGAGCCCACGCGACCCACGGCGCCCAGCUACAUGUUCUAG